UUUACCGCUCCCCUUUAAUGCAAUCGUGAUCCACCAGUAGCAGCAUCAUCUCACGAUUAAUUCCUUCCCAUAAUGCCUUACGCUCGUGCUCGCUGGCGCUGUCUGUGGUGCUGAAGCUGCUUUCGCCGGCGGCAAGAGAAGAGUCCUCCCGCUCCAACAUCACCUCCGUGCAAAGGCGCAACACGCUGCUCGACGGCAAACACCCGCGAUAGCUUAUUUGUUUGCAUCCUUUGUCGUGUUUUUACACCUGGAAGGCUUUGGUGUUGUAGUCGCAUCCCUCCUGGAAGAUCCUCCCCGCUCGCGUUUGUGUUUUUGGGCUCGCAUCCUUUAUGCACAGCACGCUGCUCCAGCCCUGCAAGAGAACACAGGCACCCGUGUCGGAGCAGCAUGGCUUCCUGAGCGAGAUGGAGGCAAAGCAGCACUCGAUCAAGAGCCUGAAGAGCUAUCCGGAGGCCGGGGGCCGGAGUCUGGCAGCUGCGGCGGGUGGGGACGGCGGAGGGUAUCGCGUCGGCGGCGCGGAGAUGGACAUGGAGGCGAAAAUACAGAAGGCGAUUGACUUCAAACUGGAGGGUCACCGAUGCUACAAGGAGAAGAAAUUCCGGGAAGCGAUUGGGAAGUAUCACAGGGCGCUGCUGCAGCUGAAAGGGAUCCACGUCGUCGACGGGACCACAGGAUCCGAGGUGAAUCUCCUGAAUCAACCGGCGGCCAAGCUGACGGAGGAGCAGCGGAGAGCGGUGGAGAGCACCGAGAUCGAGUGCUACGACAGCCUGACAGCGUGUUUGCUGCAGUCGGAGCUGGUGAAUUAUGAGCGGGUGAAGGAAUAUUGCUUGAAGGUCCUCGGACACCAGCAGGAUCACUUUAAGGCCAUGUAUCGAGCUGGGAUUGCCUUCUAUCACCUGGGGGACUAUGAGUGUGCCCUGCGUUACCUACGUGAUGCCAAGUGCCGUGAACCCACAGACACAAACGUGUUGCGAUACAUCCAGCUGACGGAGAUGAAGAUGAGUAAGAGCGUUCAGCAAGUGCGUGAGAGUGGGAAAGAAUCACUGGGUUAAUUCAGCCUGACGCCCAUUCAUGCCACGUCCAAACCUUGAUAGAAACCCUCUCUCUUCGAAUCUUUAACCCUUUUCCCCCCAUUCUUUGGACAACCAGGCUCCGUGUGCUGCAUCGCUCUCUGAAAGCAAACUGGAAACAGGCACACCAACAGCACAGACUCGCUCUGAGAUCUCUCUUUCCCUUUAAAUCCAACGUCCCCGGUGCUUUUCUUUUCCCAGGUAUUGAGAAUCUGACUGAUAAACGAACGAUGAACAUGAAAGCGGCGAAAGAGGAAACGCUGUAUUAUAAUCAAAUAAACAAUGGGGGUGUGACAUUACAAUUAAAAGCUACACGAGCGAAAAAGGAUAUUAAAAAUGUGUGUAAUGUUUUAUGGAAAACAUGGGUGGGUGUACUGAGUAUGUAGGAAGAGAAAUAGAGCGAAAGCACACGUAUCAAAGCCACACUUCUAUUUGAGUGCCGAUAAGGAAGGUCAACCGUGACCUUUGAACUCCAUUAAGAAUCACAGAGGAGAUGCAAUGUUUGGCGCAAUAUCUCGUUCAAUUCACACUCGCCUGCCAAUGCCUGUUACUUUCUCCUUUUCCUCUGUCUUCAAUUUAGGCAUACAGUAUCUCUCGACUUAUUUCUGAACUGUUUUAAUUCAAGGGCUAAUUCAAGUGUUUGUAAUUUGUCCUUAGAUAUCAACUUUGUUUUAUCUUCUCAGUUUGGCUGUACUAUAGUGGUUUCUCUUUACCUUUCUCAAAGGUAUACAACAUCCUCCGUACUAAUGUUAGCAGGUGUUUUGUGAACCUUGUUGUCCAACUCCCUUGUACUGAACCGUCUCAAAGCCCCUGCCCCUUUAAGAAGAUGAUGUCACGAUGGUUAUGCAGCCUGGUGGAAUAUUAUACCUAAUGGAGCCAUAUUGAAAACUCUUAUAUUUCUAGAUGAAAUGGGAUCAGUUGUUUUUGAGU
Messenger RNA from Danio aesculapii, 2000 nucleotides. RefSeq names its product tetratricopeptide repeat domain 9B (gene ttc9b). Bases 330 to 1052 code for a protein of 240 amino acids. Gene Ontology annotation, molecular function: protein binding. Lineage: Eukaryota; Metazoa; Chordata; Actinopteri; Cypriniformes; Danionidae. The transcript has 3 exons. The record is from RefSeq and is a predicted model, not a curated record.